GUUUAUUAUGUUGUAUAAUCCUAGACGUGCCCAGUGUACAAACUGCAAUUCAGACACGUAAUCGCAAUGUUUAAUCGCAACGAUUAAUCACGAUUAAUUGAACACAAAAUCAAAGUUUGUGUUUGUAUAAUCUAUGUGUGUGUCUUAUGAGUGUUUAUAUCAAUGUACAUAAUAAUUACAUGCAGGACACACAUAAAUUAUGCAAACUUUUAUUUUGUGUGCAGUUAAUCGCGAUUAAUCGUUUGAGAGCAAUAGUACUCGCACAGUAUGAGUUCUAAUGUGUUGUUUCGCCCAUUUUGAUUUCCAGAAAUAAAUCUGCCCUGAUCACCGGCUGCUUUAAAACAAUCCAAUAGUGGAAAAAUGCAGAUACAGAUUAUAGGCCGAUAUAUCGGUGCAUCCCUAUUGGAUAUUAAUUUCAGAGGACCUCACCAAAUGGAUUUCAUGCACUUCACAUAACUUUCAUUGUUCAUUUAACGUUACAGUUAUCUUUCUCUUCAGCAUUUGACACACAGUCUAGUUGAGUUUAAUGUGGGCUUUUGCUGGAAGAAAACCUUUCCUCUCGUUUUUUUUUUAAUAUCAUUGCUCGCGCCUCAAUUCAGUGCAGUUCAACUCAAGCAAGCCCCUGUUUUAGUUGAGCUUAGAAGGCAGUUUUAGCUUUAACUAAACCAUUAAAAUGCCAGCAAAAGCCCUAAAACAGUUUGUUGUUUUGCAUAGUUGUGGUAAGUCAAACCAUCAGUGGAUAAAUGAACUGUCAUUUAAUGCUGACACCCAAAUCAUAAACUCUGUUUUGUCUAUCUUGAUGUCUCUGUGUGCUUUAUAGCGAAGCAGCCGACCUUCCAAGUCGCUUGUUCAUUAUACAACUUAUGAAACUUGAGAGCACAUCCCACUGGAGAACCGGCUGUGCUUGCUUACAUUUGGUUCAUGACUUAAAAAAUCAAGUUCAGGAGUGAUUCCUGACGAAUCAAAAGCUCUGUCGCUGCUCGCCCCGGCCAAUGCUGUCGCAGGACUACUGCCAGGUGGAGGGCUUCUCCCCACGCCCAACCCGGUCACAUCUAUUGGUGGAGUUUCUCUAGGUGGUCUUGGGGGACCUAAUUUGGAUCCAAUGGCAGCUCUGGCUAUGGCAGCACCCAAUAUAAACACACAGGCUCUGUCAGCUGAGCAGUUAAUGAAGCUCAUGGCAUCUAUGGACCCCAAGCUUAACCCUCUCGCUGGACUAAAUCUGACUUCUGGACUGAAAGCAGACGCCUCUAGUAAAGAGAUUGAAGAAGCCAUGAAGCGAGUGAGAGAGGCUCAGUCUCUGAUCUCUGCUGCCAUUGAGCCUGGAAGCAAGAAAGAUGAUAAAAGGAAGCGAACUAGAUCCAGGUCCAGAUCCAGGCGCAGGAGGUCCAGAUCUCGUUCGAGACACAGGCGAUCUAAGAGUCAUUCCAGGCGAAGAUCUCGCUCUAGGAGCAGGAGGAGGUCAAAGAGCCCCAGGAGGAGGAGGUCUCAUUCCAGGGAACGCAAUCGACGCUCCAGGUCCAGGGACCGCAGGAAGGACGAGAAAAACAGGAAACGUUCAAAAACUCCACCGAAAAGCUACAGCAGUGCCAGACGAUCUCGCAGUACCAGCCGUAAACGACACAGGAGAAGUCGUAGCAUUUCUCGUUCACCGAAGAAGUCCAGAUCUCCCAAGAGGAAACUUUCCCGCUCGCCGUCCCCUCGCAGACAUAAGAAAGAGAAAAAGAAGGAUAAAGAGCGAGAGAGGGACCGGGAUAGAGACAGGAAAGAUGAUCGGGACAGAAAUCGGGACAAACGAGAACGUUCCACCAGCAAGAAGAGCAAAGACAAAGAUAAGGAGAGAGAUCGGAAGUCCGACAGCGAGAAGGCCGAUGUGAAGGUGACCAGAGAUUAUGAUGAGGAAGAGCAGGGUUACGACAGCGAGAGAGAGGAAGAGCGAGAGAGGAACUCUGACGCCGCCUCAUCCCCGCACGUUAAAGAACCUCAGGCAGACAGCGCAGAUGACGCAGGCCGCGGCGAGUCGGACGCCAACAGCGAAGACCAGCGAGAUGAGGACAUGGAUAUGAGCGACUGAAACACCCUUCCCCAUUCAUCAGUGUUUCAGUGUAUUCUUCAAUCAUUUGGAUAGAGAGAAGCUGAUUCUAGAUCAUCAGUGUGAAUUUUUUUUUAACCCUUCAUUCUCAGAAUCUGCUGUAUUUACUGGUACAUGCCUGUCUUAAAUAUGUACUCCCAUGUUUUAGAGCCGUUUUCUUUCUUUAUGGCUAAUGUGGAAUGGUUAUACUGUGUAUAUUUAGCAUCAGCGGUCGAUUUCUCCCUGAACAAAACCACCGUUUGUAGGUCAGUUUGCCGUUUCUAUUUAAAGCAGUAACUCGAAUUAAAAGUGCUUGGAUAACAUUGUCAGGCAGUUUUUUAUGUCAUUGCAUUUGUUUUUUAUAUAUAGCCUGUGUUGGAUGGGAAACGUUUGUCUUUUUAAAGUAUUGAAGCAUUUGCUAAAAUAAAUGUGAACUGGUUUUCUUUGUCCGGGCAUAACAGUUGAAAAUAUUAGACAGUUCGGGUUUCUCUGCUACAUUGCGUUUCUGUAAUAAACACACGCCCAUCAUUAAA
Paramisgurnus dabryanus is the source of this 2601-nucleotide messenger RNA. The record is from RefSeq and is a predicted model, not a curated record. Lineage: Eukaryota; Metazoa; Chordata; Actinopteri; Cypriniformes; Cobitidae.